AUGGACAUUUCGUUGGCGUACCCGCUCUAUUUUGCAUCGAGGGGGCACGGCAUCAUCAAACAAUCAGACGGCACCGAGACGCUGCACGUCGUCACCUCAAAGGUCUACAUAUCUGGCCUCGGCGCCGACGAACAGCUUGGCGGCUACUCUCGCCACCGACGAGCCUUCGAACGCGCUGCUUGGACCGGCCUUCAUGAAGAGAUCCAGAUGGAUCUUGAUCGCAUCCCCCUCCGUAACCUCUCCCGAGAUGAUCGUGUCAUCUCGUCCCACGCCCGAGACGCCAGGUAUCCUUACCUUGACCUUGGGUUCAUCAAGUAUGUCUCAUCGUUGCCCAUGUGGCAAAAGUGCAACUUCGCCCUCGGACCUGGACACGGUGACAAGCUCCUUAUUCGGCUUGCGGCGGAACAGUGUGGCCUGUCCCUCACCAGUCACCGCGUCAAGCGAGCAAUGCAGUUUGGUACCAAGAGUGCCAAGCUGCAGGAGUCACGACCCCGAGGCUUCAAUGCCGGAGCACAGGUUAUCCAGGAAGGGACAUAA
Messenger RNA from Vanrija pseudolonga, 537 nucleotides. RefSeq names its product Asparagine synthetase domain-containing protein 1. NCBI's taxonomy places the organism in Eukaryota, Fungi, Basidiomycota, Tremellomycetes, Trichosporonales, Trichosporonaceae. The record is from RefSeq and is a predicted model, not a curated record. Gene Ontology annotation, molecular function: asparagine synthase (glutamine-hydrolyzing) activity. The transcript has 4 exons. The coding region runs from base 1 to 537 and encodes 178 amino acids.